Molecule: messenger RNA, 2732 nt
Organism: Austrofundulus limnaeus
Lineage: Eukaryota; Metazoa; Chordata; Actinopteri; Cyprinodontiformes; Rivulidae
Product: probable G-protein coupled receptor 21
Exons: 2
Coding region: 558-1637 (359 amino acids)
Biological process (GO): G protein-coupled receptor signaling pathway
Cellular component (GO): membrane
Molecular function (GO): G protein-coupled receptor activity
Source: RefSeq, a predicted model, not a curated record
UGAUUUAUUUUAUUCAGAAUAAGGUCGUAUACUUGGAGCCAUGUAAUAGGAAAUCCAGUUUAUUGUUACUAAAGAAAAAGUUUGACUAUUUUAGUUUUGCAAUUUAAAAUAAAUAAAUAAAUAAAUAAAUAAAUAAAUAAAGUUAGAAAUGAUUCUCAGUCAACAGUUCUAAAAGUUAUUAAUGCUAUUUUCAUUUUGAACCACUUCCUUUUCAGCAACAAAGAUUUUACUUUUAAUCUGAUCUGUAAUUUCCUCUCCUGAAUACAUAAACUACAUGUAGAUUAAGUGCAAUUUAGCAAGUUAGUGUAAUAUUAACCACCAUUAAAAAAACCAUUAUGAAAAGAGCUUUCUGCAGUAAUGGACGGGUGCAUUUUGGAAGGUGGACUGCUCUCCUCACUAAUUGCAGCAGGUGUGCAGCUGAUUGUUGCAGUCAGGGAACCUGCAGCUGCUGCUCUCUAAUGUAAUUUUUUUGCCCAUACUUUGGCUGAUUUUCAACACUUUUUUCUUCUUCUGUUGAGACUUAUGAUUUACUGGCACUGAUGUCUCUGUGAAGARCCAUGUUCCCAGCACUUAACCUCUCGACCUCCAACGUGUCAGAUGUUGACUGUCAGAGGCUGCAGGAGCUGAACCACCGCUCCAUCAAAGUCUGCAUCAUCAUCGUCCUGGGAGUGAUGAUCACUUUGGGCAACGUYGCGGUUCUCCUGGUUAUUUCCUCCUCCGUGGCUGGCUGGUCGAGGAACUCCCGGUACUUCCUCCUGUCUCUCACCGCCGCGGACUCCGCGUUCGGGCUGCUGGUCAUGCCCCUGAACCUCUGGGUGAGUCUGUUGAAGGACUACACCGAGGGCCCAGACGCUCUCUGUCACGUCGUGGCUUUCUGCAACGCCACGGUCUACUCCACCUGCAUGUACACCCUGGCCACGAUCAGCCUGGAGCGGUACGUGGCGGUGUUCUACCCGCUCCAGUACUCGGCCCUGAUGACGCGGAGGAGGACGCUGCUCCUCAUCGCCUUCGCCUGGUGCUUCCCCCUCGCGCUGCUGUCGCCAAUCUCGUUCCCGGGCGGCAUCAUCGAGGUCCACUUCUCCACCGCGUCCCUGGUCUGCAACCCGUCCUACUCCACGAACGUGGCCUACUCCCUGAGCCUGACUUGCUUGAUCUUUUUCCCGUGCUCCGCGGUCAUGACGUACGCAAACCUGCGGGUGUGGUGCGCAGCCAAGAGGCAGAGGCUGAAGCUGCGCAGGUACGGCUGUGCGCUGCGCAGCCGGCACAACGUGGCAGCGAGGGUGCUCGUUCCUGUGAUGGCAGCUUACUACACCUGUUGGACCCCCUGCAUGGCUGCUAUGAUCUACAAUGCCGUCUCGGGUAGCUCCGUGCCAGAGUGGGUUGAGUUUGUCGUGGUGUGGCUGCCGACCUCCAACGGUUUCCUCAACUGCAUCUUCUACUUCUGGAUAAACCGAAACUUCCGCAGGAAGUUUCAUUUCGUCCUGCAGAGGCUGGCUCUGGCUCUGUGUCCUGAAUUGGCCGACUCACUCGGGUGGAGUAACAGUUCAACGCAGUUUGUGUCGGAUGUUUUGGUUGACGGGGUCCACGGACGCUCCUCCAGCGUGUCGUCCACCUGCACCUUACUGAGCUUGGCUUAAGAGUAUCUGUGSCCAGAAAACACUACAAGAAUGACAGAUAACAUGGCCAGUGACCUAUAUGUUGUCUGGGUGUUCUUGACAGCCAUGCCCCUGUUGUUGACAUUUCAUCCAUGUGUGGUAUUAAAGGUACUGGGUUUGCAGUGUAAAUGGUUUAAAAGUCAGACAGGUUCUGAUGACAUGCAUUCAAAACAGGGAAAAUGUACAUUAUGCAUCAUGUGUUGUAUCAAUCACCUAUUUUAUUUUUUAACAAAUUUCAAUCGAAAUUUAGUGUUCAGUUUGUGUUUUUUUACUCAUUGAAACACUGUAACCAGGAUUUGGUUUCUAAUUCAAGACGGCCUCUUAAACCACAUUUUUUUAGUUGUUUUAUAAGUCACCAUCAACCUUUUGUAAUCCAAUCUGCCUGUCAUCAUUCUGCAAACAAAUUAUUUAUUAUAACAUCAGCCUAAUUAGACCUGCUGCUUCGGUCGACAAAUUUAAUUUGUUUAAUUGACACGACUGAUAUUUAGGCUCUUUUUACCAUUUGGGAUAUUUGCGAGCACUGCAAACWGAUUUUAAGCACUUUGAACAACUGAGACCACCAAACUCUUCUUCUGUUUAAACUGUUUGUCAAAGACUUUGGCAUAUAGCAGCUAAAAGAAGGUAACCUUUAAGUCACAGCAUUUCAGUGCAUGUGAGGAGAAAAGUAAUUAAGCACCUGGGCUGCAGAAAGGUCACCACGUUUGUAUGAGGAAGAGAUAAGUUGUGCGGGGAAGAUCUCUGACUUUGUGUUACACACGCACAGAAACAGCUCCAGGAGGAAACUCUUUGCCUUUAGUUYGUUUCUAAAUUCAUAAUAAAACUAUGCAUUUUAGCUUGAAUGCCUUAUGCCGUGGAGACGGUUGGUUUAGAAUUAGCUAAAGGGUGAACAUUUCUCAAAUCGUUGUUAAAUCUGCUUGGUAUUGCUAUCAGUUUCAAGAAAAAAAGGGAUGAAACAAAUAAUUAACCUAAUAAUAAUCUUUGUUUGUACAUAUGUUUAUAAAUUAUAACAGUAAAAGACAAUUGUAUCAAAUUUGUAAAUAAUCUGUGAAAUAAAGCAUAAUGCCUUUUUGUAUUCUA